UUGGUACACAUUUUGCUGUAUUCAGAAUCUCAAGAUUCCAUUUCUUCGUCAACACAACCUUUUCUCUCCUCUUCGACAACAUACAUUUGGUGAAUUUGAACUGUAUGUUGGUGGCUCAUCAUGCUUUUAUUAUUAAACAAGAACGAGACUCUGAACUGCUGUUUGUCUGUUGGCAUUAUGAAUUCUUGUGCAAUGGGUUUUGGUUGUGAAGAUUAAUUGUCACCUUUUAGGAUAAUAGUUGAAGUUGAGGUAAGAAUGGAUGGUAACAAAGAUGAGGCCUUAAGAUGCAUCAGUAUUGCUAAGGAGGCAAUUGUCUCGGGCAAUAAGAAGAGAGCGCUUAACUAUAUUGGAAUUGCACGCCGCCUUAAUAGUAAACUAGAUGUCGAAGAUCUUUUGGCUGCUUGUGAAAACCUUGAUGCCUCAACUUCUGAUCCGAAUAGUGAGAUUGGAGAUGUUUCGAGUGAGAAACAUGUCAUAGCUGAUGCGGUUUCUGAUGGAGAGAGGUACUAUACUGAAGAACACGUGCAUUUGAUUACACAAAUUAAGACUGAAAAGGACUAUUAUGCAAUUCUUGGUCUUGAGAAGAGCUGUUCAGUUGAAGAGAUUAGGAAGGCAUACAGAAAACUGUCAUUGAAAGUUCAUCCUGACAAAAAUAAGGCUCCAGGCUCUGAAGAGGCAUUUAAGAAAAUCUCCAAGGCGUUUAAGUGUUUGAGUGAUGAUGAUUCAAGGAGGCAGUAUGACCAGACAGGUGUGGUGGACGAAUUUGAAUUUAAUCAGCAGUAUCUUAGAUGUCGGAGGAGAAGAAUGAACCACGACUAUUUUCAAGAUGAUUUUGAUGAUGAUGAGAUUAUCAGGGCAUUUUUUAGUCAGUCUGAAAUGUUUAGGACAUCUUAUGUUUACAGGACAAGAACAAAGUCUUCCCAGAGAGAGGAUUUAGGUUCUGCUGGGCCUAACUUAAUUCUCCUCCUUCAAUUGUUACCAUUUUUAAUCAUCUUUUUACUUGCUUAUUUUCCUUUCUCGGAGCCUGAGUAUUCUUUGCAGAAGAAUUACCAAUAUCAGUUUAGGAAGAUCACAGAAGAACAUGGGGUAGAAUAUUUUGUUAAAUCAACAGAUUUUGAUAAGAAUUAUCCUCUUGGUAGUCCUGAUCGGGAGAACAUUGAAGACCAUGUUAUUAGAGAUUACAAAAAUACACUUGAUCGUUAUUGUCAUAUAGAACUCCAGAGGCGACAAUGGAACAGGAAUUACCCAACACCUCAUUGUGACAGGCUUCAAAACUUUGGAGUAGCUUGAGGUUAGCUUCCAUCUAUGGGAGGAGCAGAUUCCAACUCGACCAUUUAGGCUGUUAAUAUGCUCAAGAAUAAAAUGUGGACAUUCGCACUCAAGGGUGUGGCCUAGUGGUCAAUGAAGAGGGUUGAGAACCCUGCGUCUUAGGUUCAAAUCUCAACGGAGGCAAAAAUGCUGAUUCCUUCCUAUCUGUCUAAGUCUUGGUGGACUGAGUUACCCGGUACCUGUGUUGAUGGGAGGUAGCAGGUACCCAUGGAAUUAGUCGAGAUGUCUCAAGUUGGUCCGGACACCACGGUUAUAAAAAAUAAUUAUUGACAUUUAAGCGAUUGAGAUGAGCAAGGACACAUCAACUAAUUCUCUUUUCACUGAUUGCAAUCGUUCAACCACUGCUUACCCUUUCUCUUGUGAAGACAGAUGACAUGGAAAAGUUGUUUGUUUAUUCCCUUUGUCCUGUCUUAAGUUUCACUUAGUUUGCGCGAAAAUAAGGUUUUCUUGUAGUGUAACCAUCCAUUGCAACUCAACUUUGUUGAAUGUUAGAUUUUAGUUUGCAUGAAAAUAUUGCCUUUCUGAAGAGGAACCAUCCAUUGCAACUCAGCAUUCUUGAACGUUAAUGCAAAAGUUUUUUUAAAGUCCUCCUUUUUAUCCCUGCUUAGGGGUAGGAAUCUACCUUUAAAACUUCUGAAAGUCACUUUUGUAGUUUUAUCUGUUAAGAUAUUGUAAAUCUUACCAGUCGUGCUUCAUAUUUCUUUUCUAAAUUACUUGUUGAAUCUUACAGCUAAGUUCAUUCUGUUUCAUCCUUGUUCUAUUGCGACACUAUUGGGCCUGUAGUAAGAAAUAUAAUGCUGAAAGCAUGAUCGGACUUGGACAUGCUAGUGUUGAAUGUUGUUUUACAGGAUUUGUUUUCUUUCUUUCAUCCAAUUUUUUGUUCAUAACUACUACUGUUGUGGAGGGGGCUGGUGAACUUAUAGCCUGUUUGGCUAAGCUUUGAAAAUCUGCUUAUUUUGGAAAGUGUUUCUUAGAAGUGUUGUUCAAAAAAGUUCUUAUCGGGAGUAGCAGCUGUGUUUGACUAGUAUGAAAAUCACUUUUGUCAAUAUUAGAGCAACAAUUUGUGCUUGACCAAGAUUCCAAAAGUGCUUCGGGUAAGAAGCUACUUUUUUCCUCUUCUGAAGAAUAAUUUCUGCUACUACUCAAAAGCACAUGUUAUCUUCUAAACCCUUGGCCAAACACCUCAACUCUAAAAAGUAAGCACUUUUGGCUUCUCAGAAGCUUGGCCAAACAUUAUAUUAGAUCGCUACUAAAUUUGCAUCCUUGUUGAUUGACCGCUGACAUGGUACAGGAAUUGGAAGAAUGUGGAGAUGGAGAGAUAGGUUAUAAUCUGGGGCCUGGUGUUGGGGUUCUAGUUAUUUUGAUUACUCGUAAGAAAUGAAAGCUACUGACUCAAAAAACUGUAAUGGUGUGUCUUUGUCAAGAAAGCUAAAGAGUGAAAUUGUUUGCUUGCAUUUGUUAUAACUGCAAGGUCUUAUUUAUUCAUUUGACUGAUUGAAAUAUUUUAUGUAACAUUCAGUCAUAGAUUAUCUUGAUUUCACCUUCAGAUUAUGUAAGUUGGGCUCACAGCUUCUUUUUUAUCUAGAGUUUGGAAUUUUGAUAAUGUAAUACCUUUUUCUCUGGCAAGCUUCCUUAGCCCAGUGCUUACGAAAUAUGCAUAUUUCUUCUUACAGAAAACCUUUUACAGCUCUAGCAAUUUCUUUCCUAUUUACCUUCAAGUAAUGUCCUCCACAUGUACAUAGAUAUCGCUAGAGGCUGAUUUCAGUUUUCAUUCUAGUGUUAAAAUAAGUCUAAUAUGUGAGAUGUAUUCAAGAUAUUGAUGCAGUCCACUUUGAUAUGGAUAGCUUCUGCACUCUGAAAGGCUUCCUCAAAUGCAUAAUAGCAGGCAUAUCUUGGAAAAUAGGGUUAUUGAUCAAUUCAUGAUAUUAAUUCAUGCAAAUGUGUCUUGUGUAUAACGUAGCCUAAUCUUCUAAAUACCAUUUUCUUAGAUGGCUAGCAAUUUAGUUACGUUUUUUCUCUACUUGUAUUGUAGGUCUGUCGACUGGGUGCAUCAUGCAUGGUGCUUGAAGACCUGUGAAGGAAUAGUGUUCCAAUGACCAGCCAAUUUUAUAGUCCAGUUACACUGUUACAGCAUGCCAUAGCGCGAUUGAAACAACAUCAACCAGGCUGCCAGCAUAGGAAACUCAGGGGUUGCAAUAUAUAAUGAAUAUAAGCUUCACAGCUCACAUUCAGUUCCGUGCCUGGAACACCGUCCAUGGGUAGUGAUAGUCGUGCAUAUUUCAGGCCAUAUUAUGCUGUAGGGAUUUAGGGGGAAAAAGAAAAAUUGUUCUAAGGUGAACGAGGUAUUCAAUAUUAGAAAAUUCCUCGAGGUGCCCAAUUCUAUCGAUGUUUGACAAGCAUCCAGUGAUCUUUGAUAUCGAUGAGUGCUAUAAUCAUGUGUUAUUUCAUAAGAAAGAUUAUUCUUGAUGUUCCUAUUACAUAGA
This is a messenger RNA of Lycium ferocissimum, 3812 nucleotides long. Its product is annotated as chaperone protein dnaJ 49-like. Gene Ontology annotation, biological process: cellular response to misfolded protein. Gene Ontology annotation, molecular function: Hsp70 protein binding. NCBI's taxonomy places the organism in Eukaryota, Viridiplantae, Streptophyta, Magnoliopsida, Solanales, Solanaceae. Gene Ontology annotation, cellular component: endoplasmic reticulum membrane. The record is from RefSeq and is a predicted model, not a curated record.